AUGGUAGUUCCAAUUGCAAAAUCCAAUGGGAGAAGGGAGAGAGAGCUACAUAUAAACGUGACAGAGGUGUUUGUGGGGUUGUUAACACUAAAUUAUGUCUUUAAUUCGGACGAUUCUUCCGACAAGUUCGGUGCCUUUUCUACCUAUUUAAGAAGUUUAAAGGACUCCCAGAAAAAAGGGAGGGUGCCGGGAAAGAUUGAUCACAAGAUUGUGUGUCGGAGGCAGGGAAGAAUGAGAGAGUCAGUUAGUUUGAUGUCAAGUGCUCUUGAUUGUUUAAAAGAAGCCAAACAAGAAAGAUGCAAAAAAUUCCUGAUCUUUGAGUACACAAGCUCAGAUAAAAGUGAGCUCUCCGAAGAUGAAACUGGGCCAGAUGUGAAAAGACUUGUCACAAAGAGGUUGGCCUGGGAAGGACCAAAGCUGAGAGAACUCAAGGACGUCCUUGACCUUGCCCACAAAAGAUCAUUAAAGCCCCAUGUCAGAAAUUUCCGGACAGAAAGAGUUGUUGACGAGAGAUUCUCUUCACGAGGCCCCCCUCCAGAUGCCCCUAAAUGGACCUUAAAGAGUGGUUCUUCUCCAGUGGCUACAAGCAAACCUGCACGGGGAAGACAGUAA
Molecule: messenger RNA, 612 nt
Organism: Pocillopora damicornis (cauliflower coral)
Lineage: Eukaryota; Metazoa; Cnidaria; Anthozoa; Scleractinia; Pocilloporidae
Source: RefSeq, a predicted model, not a curated record